Necator americanus (New World hookworm) is the source of this 1236-nucleotide messenger RNA. RefSeq lists its product as uncharacterized. Gene Ontology annotation, biological process: proteasome-mediated ubiquitin-dependent protein catabolic process. Gene Ontology annotation, cellular component: proteasome regulatory particle. The transcript has 12 exons. NCBI's taxonomy places the organism in Eukaryota, Metazoa, Nematoda, Chromadorea, Rhabditida, Ancylostomatidae. The coding region runs from base 1 to 1236 and encodes 411 amino acids. The record is from RefSeq and is a predicted model, not a curated record.
AUGGCGGAUAAUUCAAAGCAGAAUGAUUCGAAGAAGCCUGAAGAAGAGGGUAGCUUUGACAAAGAGGUGAUCUCCAAACAUCCAGAUAUGGAAUUAGCCCAACUGCGGUUUCUUGUAAAUCAUCCUGAGCUUGAUAAAGAUGUCAAAAAACAAAAACUCCAACAAUUACAAGCAGCUAUUAAAGAGUUCGAUAUGGCUCCACUCUAUGAAUUAAUUUGUGGAGAGAUUGGUGUCCCCGUAGACGCUGCCCAACUUGCGCUAAUGAAAGAAAACAACAACAAACGAUUGAAGGAAAUAGAAGCGGAGAUCGUUGAUGCGGAGAACAAUCUUGGCGGUACCGAAGUUCGCCUUGCAUGGUUGCGUAAAUUCGAAUAUUUUUGUCAAAUAGGGGACAAGGAGAACGCAUGCAAAACGUUUACGUCCACAUAUGACAAAACGGUCGGUAUGGGUUAUCGCAUCGAUUUAGUUUUUAAUAUGAUCCGUGUUGGGCUAUUCUUCCUUGAUCACAGUUUAAUCAACCAACAUAUCACAAAGGCAAAGGAACUCAUGGAGCAGGGUGGUGACUGGGAACGUAAGAACCGUCUUCGUUCAUAUGAAGCUUUAUACAAAAUGUCUGUGCGAGACUUCACUGGGGCUGCAGCCCUCUACCUUGAGGCGGUACCUACAUUUGGCUCCUACGAGUUGAUGACUUACGAAAACCUCGUGUUCUACACUGUUGUCACUGCACUGUUUGCACUCGACCGUCCCGAUCUUCGAGCUAAGGUUAUCAAGUGCAACGAAAUCCAGGAGCAACUCACAGGAGGUGGACUGAAUGGGGCUCUGAUCCCUGUACGGGAAUAUCUCGAAGCAUACUAUGGAUGCCACUAUGAUCGAUUCUUUAUACAGCUUGCUGCUCUUGAGAGUGAAAGAUUCAAAUUUGAUCGUUAUCUUGCUCCACAUUUCAACUACUAUUCUCGUGGAAUGCGACUUCGAGCAUAUGAACAAUUUCUAACGCCAUACAAGACAGUGAGAGUAGAUAUGAUGGCGAAAGAUUUUGGUGUUUCUCGUGCUUUUAUUGACAAAGAGUUGCAUCGGCUUAUUGCAGCAGGACAACUGCAUUGUAGGAUUGAUGCUGUCCGUGGCGUCAUUGAAAUGAAUCAUCCGGAUUCGAAGAACUACCUCUAUAAGGCCGUCAUUAAAGACGGCGAUAUUCUCCUCAACCGCAUACAGAAGCUCGCCCGUGUAAUCAAUGCAUGA